Malus domestica (apple) is the source of this 1255-nucleotide messenger RNA. RefSeq lists its product as uncharacterized. Gene Ontology annotation, cellular component: ubiquitin ligase complex. Gene Ontology annotation, biological process: protein neddylation. Lineage: Eukaryota; Viridiplantae; Streptophyta; Magnoliopsida; Rosales; Rosaceae. The record is from RefSeq and is a predicted model, not a curated record. Gene Ontology annotation, molecular function: ubiquitin conjugating enzyme binding; ubiquitin-like protein binding; cullin family protein binding.
CCCCCUACAGGACUGCCGCAACCAUCUUCUUCUUCUUCCGUUUUACUGUCUUCCAAUCCAAACGCCUAUAAAACUACCCACCCCCUCUCCCUCUCGCUCUCUCUCUCUCGCCAUCUUUUCGAAUUCGAAUCAUCGUGCUUCCCAGCGAUUGAAUCGACGGCUGUGAUUGACUGUUCCAAUUCAAAAAAGCACAAUGCCUCGCGCUUCUAAGAGAAAAGCACCUCCACCAACUUCGCCUUCCCUCGCGUCCUGCGACGUCGUUUCGAAGCGCGCCGCAACAGGUAAAGGCAGACCAAGAAAGGAUGUAGACAAAAUAGAUAGCCUCUUUGAAUCGUAUGCAAACCAGUCGUUAAACAUGAUUGACCCAACAGGAAUCGAGGCUCUUUGUUCGGACUUGAAAGUGGACCAUACCGAUGUUAGAAUACUGAUGCUUGCUUGGAAAAUGAGAGCUGCAAAGCAGGGCUACUUUUCAAAGGAUGAGUGGCAAAGAGGCUUGAAAGAUCUACAUGCUGACACUAUCCCUAAAUUAAAGAAAGCACUACCGGGAUUGGAGAAAGAGUUGACAACAGCGUCCAAAUUUGAAGAUUUCUAUGCUUUUGCAUUUCAAUACUGCUUGACAGAGGAAAGGCAAAAGAGUGUAGACAUUGAGACUGUGUGUGAAUUACUGAAUCUCGUACUGGGUCCUCGAUACCAGCUCCAGGUUGAUUUAUUGAUCAAGUAUUUGAAGGUCCAAACUGAGUACAGGGCACUAAAUAUGGAUCAGUGGAUGCAUUUUUACCGUUUUUGCAAUGAGAUAAGUUUUCCAGACCUUAAAAAUUAUGAUUCUGAUCAAGCAUGGCCGGUGAUUUUUGAUAACUUUGUUGAAUGGGUGAGAGACAAGCAAAGCUAAUUCCGGCAUCCUUACAUUCCCUUUUGUUAGAAUACACUGGUUACUUUAAAAGGGCUUGUCAAGAAUUCCACCAAUCGGUUCAACCAAACCAUUUGUGCUUGAGGGGUUUUGUUUUCGUUUCAAAUUUCAUUUGGGAGGUCGUUUGGAGAGAUGAGAAAUGCUACAGUUUUGUGAUGAGGAAAUUUUGCAAGAGUCUAAUUAUACAAAAAUGAGUUUGCAAUUUGUUUUUGGGAGGUCUGUUUUUCACCGGCCGAUUGGUCAAAACGUUGUGCUUGUAUUAUGUAAUUUGUGAUAUUCGAAACUAUAAUUACGGGAAGGGGAAUUUAAACUUGGGUGUUAGGAGGCGCACAUACUGCCCUCUGCGAU